AUGGCAAGCUUUCAUUUGCCCGUACGGGCCUUGUCCAUUCGAAUUGUCUCGCGCUCGUUGUACCGCCGGUCAUUAGGGCCAAUGCAGACUCGGUGCUCAUCGCGAAAGGCCACAGCAGGCAGCAUGACACAAUUACUGGAAAGAGUCCACAGCACCACCAAGGUUUACCUUGACUUUGUGAAGUCCUUGAACCUCCCCGAACCAUCAUAUCAGUAUGGCGAUGAACUCGAUCCCUGCCAGCCACUUCCACAGGAGGUGGCAGAGGCCCGGGAGUCCGCCAUUGAGGCAACCUACGAGCUCCAUCACUUACUCUUAGGUCCACUGGGGCUUCUGUUUAGUUGCCCUGGCGAGCAAUUGUUUCUCCUCAGUCUCCAAUACAUCUACCGCCAUAAGAUCGCCCCUCAAAUUCCCAUUGAAGGCACAAUCACUUUCGAAGAGCUCGCCCAAGUAACGAAUCUCAACAUCAAGGAUCUCACUCGCUUUCUUCGAGUAGCCAUCAGCCGCCAUGUCUUCUACGAGCCUAGAAAAGGUGUCAUCGGCCACACUGCAGCCUCCAAGCUCCUGGUCAACAACCCCAUGAUAGAGGCAUGGCUUCUCAACAUUGCCGAGGAAUACUGGCCCGCAUUCACACGCACAGUGGACGCGACGGAGAAGUGGCCUGGUUCGGAAGAGCCUAACGAAACUGGCUACUCUCUCGCCUUCAACACUAACAUGAACCCCUUCGACGAGAUUUCGAAGGACCCCCGCCGACAAGCCCAAUUCAUAACCGCCAUGCGUUUCUCCCACCUCCACCCAGCUUACCACCUGUCCCAUCUCCUCGAUAAUUACGAUUUUGGUACCGGCGAGGGCACAAUUGUCGACAUCGGUGGCUCCCACGGCGAAGUUAGCACCGAGAUCGCCGCACGAUACCCACAGAUUCGGUGUAUCGUCCAGGAUCUGCCAAAUACAAUCGCAAACUGGACUAUGCGUGUACCUGAGGGCCUCCAGGACCGGGUAACCUGUAUGGCGCAUGACUUCCUGACCCCUCAGCCUAUCCACGGAGCGGACGUUUACCUUCUGCGUUGGAUUCUGCAUGAUUGGUCGGACAAAUAUUGCGUGAAGAUCCUCCGGAAUUUGGUUCCGGCGUUGAAGAAGGGGGCUCGAGUCGUUGUUAAUGACAUUUGUAUUCCAGAGCCGGGGGUGUUGGGGCCUAAGGCUGAUCGAGAUCUGAGGUUUAUGGAUAUCGCUAUGAAGGCGUUCAAUAAUGCUCGAGAAAGAGACGUGGAGACGUGGAGGGAGUUAUUCAAGGAGGCGGAUGAGCGGUUUCGGUUUUUGGGUGUCACUGUGCCUGCUGGGGCGAGGAUGGCCAUCAUUGAGGCUGACUGGAUGGGUCCAUAAGUGAGAAGCAGGUACUUUGCAUCUGGUAUAUGGGUUGGAUAGAAGACGUCAGAA
This is a messenger RNA of Aspergillus pseudonomiae, 1431 nucleotides long. Its product is annotated as S-adenosyl-L-methionine-dependent methyltransferase. NCBI's taxonomy places the organism in Eukaryota, Fungi, Ascomycota, Eurotiomycetes, Eurotiales, Aspergillaceae. Gene Ontology annotation, molecular function: O-methyltransferase activity. The transcript is spliced from 4 exons. The record is from RefSeq and is a predicted model, not a curated record. Bases 1 to 1377 code for a protein of 458 amino acids.